Terrapene triunguis (Three-toed box turtle) is the source of this 795-nucleotide messenger RNA. RefSeq names its product coagulation factor IX-like. NCBI's taxonomy places the organism in Eukaryota, Metazoa, Chordata, Testudines, Emydidae. Gene Ontology annotation, molecular function: serine-type endopeptidase activity. The transcript has 2 exons. Gene Ontology annotation, biological process: zymogen activation; blood coagulation. The annotation marks the transcript as partial. The record is from RefSeq and is a predicted model, not a curated record.
GUUCAUUUGCAGAAUAGUAAGGAAGUAGGAUUCUGCGGAGGGUCUAUUGUCAAUGAAAAAUGGAUCGUAACAGCAGCGCACUGCAUUGAGCCUGGCGCACAGAUUACUGUCGUGGCAGGGGAACACAACACGGAAGUCAAUGACGGUACCGAGCAAUAUCGCCAAGUGGUGAACAUCUUUCCUCAUCCCACCUAUAAUGCCAGCCAAAACAAGCACCAUAAUGACAUAGCACUGCUAGAGCUUGGGACCCCGCUGGAGAUCAACAGCUACGUCACCCCCAUUUGCAUCGCCAGCAAGGAAUUCACCAACAGCCUCCUCAAACAUGGAACUGGCACCGUGAGUGGCUGGGGGAGCCAGCUGUUCCGGGGAAGGGUGGCCACAGUCCUACAGGUUCUGAAAGUCCCAUUCGUUGACCGUGCAACGUGCAUGAGAAGCAGCAGGUUUUCUAUCUUACAGAAUAUGUUCUGUGCGGGUUACCAUUCAGAGGCUAAAGAUACGUGUGAAGGGGACAGCGGGGGCCCUCAUACCACAGAAAUAGAAGGUACCUGGUUUCUAACUGGAAUAACCAGCUGGGGGGAAGAGUGUGCGUUGGAGGGCAAAUAUGGUAUCUACACCAGAGUAUCAAAGUACGUCAGAUGGAUAAAAGAUAAAACAAGAGGCUAAUCAACAUAGAGCUAAACCUUUCUAUUGCUUUUCUGUGGAUUGCCUGAUUAGGAGAUGUUGGCAAGUGUAAAAAAACCCUAAUUUGUUUUUCUUAAAAUGUUGCAUUUUAAUAAACAAUUUUAAUAGAAUCAA